This is a messenger RNA of Mucor velutinosus, 1821 nucleotides long. RefSeq lists its product as uncharacterized. The record is from RefSeq and is a predicted model, not a curated record. Gene Ontology annotation, biological process: transmembrane transport. The transcript is spliced from 2 exons. Bases 1 to 1821 code for a protein of 606 amino acids. Gene Ontology annotation, cellular component: plasma membrane. Gene Ontology annotation, molecular function: transmembrane transporter activity. NCBI's taxonomy places the organism in Eukaryota, Fungi, Mucoromycota, Mucoromycetes, Mucorales, Mucoraceae.
AUGAAGUUCAGAUUGCCCUCCAUCUUUCCGGCUGCUGCCAUCGAAGAAACAAGAGACAACAAGGUUCCCGUAGACGCAGCCCUUUCUAACGACGAUGAGAAGCGUGUGGCACAAGACAAUAGCACUGUCAUGAGUACUAAAGAAGAAAUUCCUGCUCAAGGAAGUGAUGCUGCUAGUGAAAGAGAUAGUACCGCCGAGUUUCAGUAUGGUGUAAAAAGUGCUCAAGCUGCCCUGCAAGUGUGGACAAAAGCUCAUUUGAUUUGGGCAUACGGCUUAAUUUGGACCAUCUCGUUUGUAUUGGCAUUGUCCUCCGGCAUCAACUCAACUCUGACGCCCUAUGUCACCUCGAAUUUCAACGAACACUCCUUGACAGCCACAACACAGGUUAUUUCCAGCAUGAUCUCAGGUCUAAUCGUUCUUCCUUAUGCAAAGUUCAUCAAUAUCUUUGGUAGACCUCAAGGUUUUGCUCUGAUGGUAGGAUCAAUGACAGUGGGUCUUAUUAUGAUGGCAGGUUGUCAAAAUGUCACUACCUAUUGUGCCGCACAAGUGUUUUACUCGGUCGGUUCAUCCACUAUCAACUUCUCCAUGACCAUUUUUAUUGCUGAUACCACCUCUCUCAAGAACCGCGCUUUCAUGAUUGCCUUCACCGCCUCUCCUUGGAUUGCUACUGUAUGGGCAUAUGGCCCCGCAGCUCAACGUAUCUUGGAUACAAUUGGCUUUAGAUGGAAUUUCGGUAUUUGGGCUAUUGUCAUUCCCAUUGUCUGCUCUCCUCUGUGCGGUUUGUUCUACUACAACUACCUCAAGGCUAUUAAAGCUGGUCUUAUUGUCAAGCCUAAGAGCAAUAGAACAUUUGCCCAAUCUUGCUAUUACUAUGCAGUAGAGUUUGAUGUUAUUGGUUUGCUUUUGAUCUGUGCUGGUCUUGCCCUAUUCUUGUUGUCAUUCAACUUGUACUCUUAUCAACCCAACCAAUGGAAGUCGCCUUUGAUUGUGUGCUUUUUGGUUUUCGGAAUUCUGCUCAUGAUAGCUUUCGGCUGUUGGGAGAAAUGGGGAGCACCAAUUACCUUCAUUCCUUGGAGUCUGUUGAUGGAUAGAACAGUGUUUUUCACCUAUACCAUGGCUGUCAGUCUCUACCUUGCUUGGUACCUGUGGGAUAGCUUUUUUUACUCUUACCUGAUUGUCGUCUACAACCUGGAUAUCAGUCGAGCCACUUACAUUACAAACAUCUAUACCAUUGGUGCUACUUUUUGGUCUCUUGUAAUGGGUCUUGUCAUCAUGUACAAUGGUAGGCUAAAGUGGCAGGCCUUUUACUUUGGUGUUCCCAUCACAAUGCUGGGUGUUGGUUUGAUGAUCAUGUUCCGCCAACCCGACGUCAACAUUGGCUAUAUUGUUAUGUGUCAAAUCUUCAUUGCUUUCGGCGGUGGCACUUUGGUCAUCUGUGAGCAAAUGACUGUCAUGGCUGUCUCAUCCCAUCAAUUUGUUCCUGCUGUCCUGUCCAUGGAGAAUAUGGUCAUCAGUAUUGGUAGUGCUGCUGGAUCCGCUAUUGCUGGUGCCAUGUGGACCGGUAUUUUCCCUCAAAAGCUCGCAAAGUACUUGCCUGCAAGUGCUUUGGGUGAUUUGCAAUCCAUCUAUGGCUCAAUCACUGUUCAAUCUUCAUACGCUAUUGGUAGUCCUGAAAGAAUUGGUAUCAAUUUGGCUUACAGUGAGACUCAAAGAUACAUGCUGAUAGCUGCCACCUGUAUUUACGUUAUUACCUGGGCUUCAGUCGCCAUGUGGAAGGAUGUCGAUGUCAGACAAAUCAAGAAAACUGGCAUGGUUUUUUAG